Molecule: messenger RNA, 2977 nt
Organism: Notolabrus celidotus (New Zealand spotty)
Lineage: Eukaryota; Metazoa; Chordata; Actinopteri; Labriformes; Labridae
Gene: tgoln2
Product: trans-golgi network protein 2
Exons: 4
Coding region: 198-1088 (296 amino acids)
Cellular component (GO): endosome; trans-Golgi network; trans-Golgi network transport vesicle
Source: RefSeq, a predicted model, not a curated record
UCCCGCAGAAGAAGAAGAGCUGCUGGUUUGUGAUUUGUACACGGUAGCAGAAACAGCCUGCUGCAAAACCAUCCAACCAAGAGGCAACCUCCAACCUGUCGUCCUGCAUUUAACAACGCUGAUCCGACCGUCCACACACAAAGAGGAGGCAGCUUAAACUGACAGCUUUUCGUGUGUUCAUCGUUAUCCGGGACACAAUGAGGACGGGUGUCUUGUCUCUGACAUUGUUUUUAUGCCUCUGCUUGGUCACAGGGUUUGCACUGGAGGAAACUAUCAACAGAGGGGCUGCAAUCCAAUCAGAUCAACAAAAGAUCAAUGCCAAUCAAUCAGAUGGAUCCAGCUCCAAGGGAGUAGAAAACACAAUUGACCCUGAUGGAGGAAAUGCAUCAAAUCUAGCAUCGAACAAUACACCAAGGACCAAGGAGAACACACCACCAGUAGAGGGGAAUGGCAAGAAUAUAAAUACACCAAUAGUGGCGAUAAAAGAGACGGUAAAGAAGGAGAAGACAGAAACAGUAGAUCUGGAAGUGAAGAAUAAAACAACACCGGAGGCAAAUAAACCGAUGACAGCAAAAAAACAUACAAAUACAACAGAGGCGACACCGAAUCAAAUGACGACAAAAGAGCUGGUAACGGAGGAGAUGACAACAGAAGUUGAUGCGGAUGUGAAGACUACAACAACAACACCGGAGGCCAAUACACCAACGACGGCAAAAGUACAUGUGGAUGCAAAGACUAUAAAGACAACAACAGAGGCGACACAGAAACAAAUGACGACAAAAGAGACGGUAAUGAAGGAGAAGACAACAAAAGCAGAUGUGGCUGUGAAAACUAAAACGACAACAACAGAGGACGGAAAGAAUGAAAAUAAACCAAAAAAGGAAGAAGAGAAUAGAAAUGACAUGAAUGACGCAGAAAGCAGUCAUUUCUUCGCCUACCUUGUGACUGCUGCUGUGUUGGUGGCAGUGCUCUACAUCACUUACCACAACAAGCGAAAGAUAAUUGCCUUCGUCUUGGAGGGAAAGAGAGCCAGAGCAGCACGUCGACCUAAAUCCUCAGAUUACCAGAAGCUUGAGCAACAUAUGUGAUCUUGUUAAGCCAUUGCCUGGAGCAGCCGGAAACACUGGGGCUGAUGUCUGAAGUGGGUGAAUGCAUACUGGCUGUAGCUAUUCCCCUGGUGUGCUCUGUGUUGCUUCCACAUUCUUACCUUUUAGAUGCUUAUCGUAUGACUAUGCAUAUGACACCAUUGCCUUAUUGAGAGAUUUAUUGACAUGCAGUGGAGGUUGUUAUAAGCAUGCUGUUUUGCACUUGUGUCUUUUCCACUUUGAAGGUAAUUUUGCAAUUUAACCUGACUAAGGUUUUGACUCAGGAUAUUUCAGUAGCAGAUGAGAAUAUUAGCUUUGUGGACUUCAGUCUUUGUACAGUACGUCAGUAAUUACACUGUGUACUUUAAUAAGCCAUCUGACAUUGUUUUACUGACAGUGUGUAAUUCCUUUAUGGCUAUGUGAAAUGUUUGUUAAAAUGUAUCAAGAGUCCUUUUAGGUGUAUGGAAGUAUCACAAUGGGGUUUCUACUCAUGCUCAUAACCAUGCAGUGUUGGCGAAAUGAAUGUAAAAGAAACCUAUCAUUUCCAAAUGACAUGUUAGAACAGUACUAACCCUCUUUACCCUCAUAUAAUGUGAGAUAAAGGCUGUGCUUAAAGUAAUAGUUUGACAAUAAAAAAAUUGAUUGUGUGGAGUUAGAUGAAAAGAACUAUAUCACUCCAAUAUCUCAAAGUAAAGUGUAACAUUUGAUAUCAGUAUGCAUAGCCCAGCAUAACUUCUGAAAAUAGGGAAACAGCAAGCUAGACUACAUCCAAAGUUAGCUAAAUCCAGCUUCAAUUAGCUCCAAAGUACACACAUUAUCUCUUUUGACUCCGGCCAACACUUAACAUUGUAAAAACAUGUUACUGUUUGAAAGUGUGUGACUUCAAGAGCAUUUAUGCUAAGCUAAGCUAGCCGCCUGAUGCCUGUAGCUUCAUACUUAGAAUACGGCACAUUUUCUCAUCCGACUCCGGGUAAACUAGCAAUAGCAUGACGAUCAGAUAUGUUGAAGAAAUCCUAUGAAAAUACAGCCAACAAUUAUUUUCAGCUGCUGUCAGGGUGUCUGAUAUACACGUAAAAGCCUCUAUUUAACCACAAGAUUGUGGCAAGACUGGUGUAAAAAUAUUGGGUCUAUUUUUCUCUGUAAUACUGAAUACUUUACUGUAUGACUACCCAACACCUCUGUGGCCAGUUAUGUGCCGUUUGUAGCGUUGAAACUCUGAUCUAAAAUGUUUCAGGUUUGAAUCUCAAAACUGUUUUGUUGGAGGAAAUUAGCCCACAACUGCACUGUGGACUGGUGGAAGUGCACUAUAAGAUACAAUGUCUUUCUUGGGAUAGGCUUACCACUUAUAAUUUAAUUGUAGAGUAGAUGUGUUUGUGUUCAGAGAUAACAGAUGACUUGUGCCAAAUUGUGAACAUUUUAACUGUGAGUUGUCUUUCUUGUUUUUGCCUGUUUGCUCACUGAAGACUAUGUGGCAGUCAUAACGUCAAGAGCCUUCCAUGUCAUAAUGAAAGGACAUCUUACAUAAAUAAUGGUUUCCUGGAAGAAAAAUGUCUGUCUUUAAAACUUCUAUUUUUGUUGUGCAACAUGCAAAGAAUUGUUGGCGUUUUUAUAAUUCAAAUUUUGUUUACAACAAACUACUAUUUUCAUCUGUGACAAAAGCACCAUAAUUAAUUUAAAAUCAAGAGUCAUUCUUUCAUACUGUCAUACUAAAAUUAGCAUGAAAUACGCAUGUUUUCAAAAUGUUUAUCAAGGCUAUACAAUUAUUUAUUUGACUUGGUAAGGAAUUGCUUUCCAUACAUCUGUCUUUCAAAACUACGUUUGCACAGAUGUUUGUUUGCUAAACCAAUUCAGAAGAUUGCUGAUCUGAAAAUAAAAGCUUUUUGUAUAUUUGA